This is a messenger RNA of Protopolystoma xenopodis, 145 nucleotides long. The record is from the annotation of a GenBank genome assembly. NCBI's taxonomy places the organism in Eukaryota, Metazoa, Platyhelminthes, Monogenea, Polystomatidea, Polystomatidae.
UCUGGGCACUGGAUGGUCGUCGAGAGCGCAGCUGGGCCAGUGGCGAGCCGAGCAACGAUUGACGCCAGAAGAGCAGGACCAAAUCUUGGGCGUGCUGCACAGAAACGAAGCUGUCAGUGAACGAGAAAAGCUGAGGGUGUCGUAA